GGCCCAACCCCAAAGGUAUGACACCAUGUGCUCAGACAAUCCAGACACCAUCAUAAUCCAGACCGAGGGCGUCAACAAGAUCUCAAGUCUAGUUCUUGAAGAAGGGGCUGAGUCGGGCACCGUCGAGAUCGAAGCAGGCGUAACGUUCCUGCAACUCGCGGAGUGGCUGCAUGAACGCAAUGCCUCGAUGGGUUACACAUUAGUUAAUUGGAAUAUCACCAUGGCCGGUGCGGUGGCCAUGGGCGGUCACCGGUCUUCAAUUAGAGAAGAUUCGAUGGUUGCCGCUGGUGUCUUGUCGCUGGACAUUGUUAACGGCAACGGCGAACUCGUUACGGUCGAGCGGGACAAUGAUAACGACGAUUGGCUCGCCGCUUCGACUUCUCUAGGACUCCUGGGAGUCAUUGCUCGGAUGAAGUUUAAGGUUUACCCGGACUUCAAAGUCUUUGCACAGCAAGAGAUCUUGAGUGAGGAUGAAGUCUUGGAAGGAGAUAUAUACGGCUUGAUUGCGCCAUAUGCCACAGCUAAUCUCUGGUGGUGGCCGUAUCUGAAGAAAUUUCACUGGCGGUACUAUGACCAGAUCCCCUUGACACUCAGCAACCAAGAAGGCUUUCAGAACACGUUCUCCCUCACGGAUCUCGAGGCGGGCAUAGCCAAGACGACCCUCGAGAGCGGCAAGUUCCUACCUUCGUCGAACUGGUUUUUUGAGACGACUGCAUUCACGCUGUGGUCCGCGCCGAAUUUUAGAGAAAAGACGACAUGGAAGAGUAUCACGAAAUGGCCCGUGUAUGGAUGGAACUACGACGUUUUGAUCGGGGGCCUGUACCCGGAUCAGAAGCCGGAGUGGGAACUGGGAUUGCACGGCUACACGCUCGAGCUUGCUUUCCCAGUCGUCAUGGCAAACCAGGUGUUGAAGCGGGUGCGCGAGGCCUUCGAUGCUGAGGCGAGCAAAGGGAGGAUUAUGGCGUCGACAUACCGUAGUGGCAUCAACAUCAAAUUUGGCAAGGCAUACUUUGAUUUUCUCGGUCAAGUAACCUACGAUACCUUCGAUGGGGCAGACUGGACAAAGGGCGCCAUUAUGUUCGAUUUCCCUAGUUUCCACCCCACGAUCGGCGACGGCAAGCGAUAUAAUGAGCAGUUUUACAUCAACCUAGCAACGACACUCCUCGAUGAGUUCCCCGCGCGGCCACACUGGACAAAGAACACGCGCGAGGUCUUCGGCAAUGCCACACAAAAUCUCGAUCCAGAUCAUCUCGCUAGAUUCAAAGCCGUACGUGAGAAGUUCGAUCCCAAAGGGACUUUCAAGUCUAUAAUCGGCGAGAUUCUCGGCUUAUAUGACUAGACGAGCUCAUAGCUUAGUCAUAUGUAAGUCACGGCGAGAAAUAAGCAAGAAUAAGUAUAUAGUUUACGAAGUACCGUAGGCUAGUUGUUGCGAUCCCGAGUUGGUGAGAUUGAAUGAAGUACGGCGCGGCUGUUUGACUGUUUACCAAGGAGUGGGACCGCAAAGCCACUUGAUAAGUGCCUGCAGGAGCUGAUGAAGGUCGUGGCAACGCCACUGUCGCAUGUUGUUGUUAGGAAAUAAGCGCUAGUCUCCCAACUGACUUGGACCUUUGGGGGCGAUAUGGGAACGCUCUACUUCGUAGACAGAAGUAAAUGCAUGAAAGGGGCACUGUAGCUUGGCUUCGUGUGUGAUUGGAUGGUGCUCAUACUAUGUACGGUUACUAGUAGUUCAAUAAGCACUUAAAAUGUCAGACGGCGAAC
Messenger RNA from Xylaria bambusicola, 1758 nucleotides. Its product is annotated as FAD/FMN-containing dehydrogenase. The transcript is spliced from 7 exons. Lineage: Eukaryota; Fungi; Ascomycota; Sordariomycetes; Xylariales; Xylariaceae. Bases 26 to 1339 code for a protein of 437 amino acids. Gene Ontology annotation, molecular function: D-arabinono-1,4-lactone oxidase activity; FAD binding. The record is from RefSeq and is a predicted model, not a curated record. Gene Ontology annotation, cellular component: membrane.